CUGUUGAUUUAUAAAUUAAAAGGUUUAAAGAUGUAUGAGUUACAUUUAUUAAAUGAUAGAACUCGAUAAAUAAGCUUAGAUGUCGUGCUAUAGUGUGGCCAUUUUCUUUUAAAUUUUCAUACUUACGGUAAGAAUUACCGUUCGUAAGAGGUCAUGGUGUUUUAUCUGAUAAAGGUAUUGUUUGAAUUCUUAUUUUACCUUGUAUUAUUUUCAAGACCGGAACAUCGAAAUGGUACUUCAGGUGUAAACGACAAAGACGCGAAACCGAUGACAGAAGAAAAUGACAAAAUGGCAUUACCCGAAAUAUACGUUGAGUGUAAAUAUUUACCGAGCAUCGAUAAACGUAUCGCUUGCACAGACAAUGGGCAAUAUUUCAACAAAGUUUACGAAAUUGACGGCAUUGUUUUCAAAGAGGAGCCGAGUAAAGAUGACGACGCUUUACAAGAAUUCGAAAUCCACACCGUUGAAGACAAUGUGACAUUAAAAGACACAGGUAACCGACCUAAGGUCCUACUGUUUUCCAUCCAAGAGACGCCAUAUGGUAUUAUUAUAAAUUCAAAUAUACUCGUCCCAGAAAAUAGUUACCAUACGAUAAUAAGUGACCAGGAAAAAUGUUUAGUCUGUGAUGUGCCAGUGGAAUUAUCAGGAGAUCAUCUAAAAUUAGAUUCACAUAAAGAUAAUUUAGAAAAAUAUCAACCGUUGAAGGAAUAUGAUGGAGUCAUUAGAAAGAUUAAUGCGAAAUAUUAUUGCGCCGUUUGUAAUGUGAUAUUCAAGAAAGCGGUUAUCGACGAACACUUUUCUAGUACAAAUCAUGAGGCAAAGACGCUUUUCGCGAUAAAUCGAGCGUCCGAUGUACUGUAUAGUUUUAAGAACGAUAAUCUAGAAAAAUCUACCAAUUACCAUUUCGAUUGGAAUAAGAUCCGCGAUGUUUGCGAUGAGAGCGAUGAAACCACUUGUGCUGUUGAUGAAUGUGUUGGAACGAGUAACGUUACGAAUGAUGACGUUGUAAAAAACGUUAGCGAUAAUGAUAGCGAUAAUGGUAGCGAUAAUGUUAACGAUCGUUCGUCAAGAACGCUAUCAUAUGCAGCGGUCGUUAAAAAAUAUGAUACAAUAAAAUAUAAAGAUAUAAUUCUGGAUGGACGGAAAGUGCAAGUGACAUUUGACUCGUGGCAUAUGAUACUCACGACCAGAAAGAACGAGUUCUAUUGUAUGGUAUGUGUCGGCUUCCACGACAUCGGUGAUAAGGCUGACCACUGUUCAGACGAAACGCAUUUGAACAAACUUGGCAAUUGUGAAACUGUCGAGAGAUACACGGAACACGUCGUGCGGAAGUUAAAUGACAGAUUCUAUCACUGUGGCAUUUGCAACCAGUUACAAUUAAAUAUCGAUAUUGACAAUCACAUAAAUAUCGUUCAUUCAAAGAAAAACAUUCAAAAAAACACAAACGUAACAAUGCAAAAUACAGAUAAAGAAAGCCAAGCCGUUAUAAAUAACGCAAGCGACGAAAGUACUAGCGUUACGUGCUAUGAAAUGAAUCGAAAUUUGAAUCCGAUGCAGAUGUAUGAAAAUGAACCAAUGGUUCUAUCAUGUUGUUACAUAUAUGUGAAUCAAUUUAAUUAUACACUAAGGGUAUCAUUAAUAGCUUAUAAUAUGGUGUGCAAGAGACCGGACGACUAUUAUUGCUUCAAAUGUAACUGCUGUUUGACCGAAUUUGCUAUGAGCUGCCAUAUUUAUAAGCAAGCUCAUAUCGAAAAUUUGGCGUUCACGCCAUUUGAGCCAUGUUUUGGUGUUAACUUGAUAAGAUUGGUCAAUCAAAAGGCACAUUGCACACUAUGCAAUAUAUUGUUUGAUUCGCAUUUAAUAAACGUACAUAUAAAUGAUAAACUCCAUAUGUUUUUAUUAAACGAAGCCAUUGGAAAGCCAAGCAACGUAAACACAGCGAUACAACCGACUGACAUGACAAAUCGAAAUGAGAAUAUCGAAUCGAUAUCGACGAACGAUUCAAAAAUGGAACUUCGAGAAACGAACGUCGUUGAAGCGAAGGAUAAAACGAACGAUUCGAAAAUGGAACUUCGAGAAACGAACGUCGUUGAAGCGAAGGAUAAAACGAACGAUUCGAAAAUGGAACUUCGAGAAACGAACGUCGUUGAAGCGAAGGAUAAAACGAACGAUUCGAAAAUCGAAUGUUACAACAGCGAAUUCGUUUAUUUGAAAUAUAAAAAUACAUACGCGAAAGUUACCCUUAAUGCGUACAAUAGCGUAUUAAGCAUUGGCGAUGGUACCUCGUAUUGUUUUGUGUGUUCCAAAAUUGUUUUCGGAUUGUUAAAAGAUCAUAUUGAGAACCCAGAUCACGUGGUCUCGAUGAAAAAAUUUAAAUUCAUCGAUAAGAGUGAAAAACAUUUGCUGCGACAGAACCAAACGACAUUCCACUGCUGUAAUUGCAAUGUGAUCGUCUCGAAAUCGGAACUUUCCACUCACAUGUCGUGGCAAGCAUUACGCGAAACGAAAGUCGAUAGAAAAAUAAGAAGAAACGAUUUAAAAUCGGGAAUAAAACAAAUCGUAAUCAAUUUGACAAAGGAAUCGUGUUUUGAUACAGAGCAAAAAUCUAAUAUCGAAGUGGUGUUUCGAAUCGAUAUUAAACGUAAUCAAAACAUCGAUUUGAAGAAGACGAAUAAAAUUAUUAUUCACAAAGGAAAAGCGGUUAAGGUGUGCUGGGAUGCGUGGCAUAGUGUUCACAAGAAGAAAGAUUGCUACCAAUGCCUUAUGUGUCAAAAGGACGUGAAGUAUUAUGAGCUGAGCAGUCACAUAUCCAACGAGCAGCACAAAGAUGCUAUAAAGAACACAUUCCAGAAGAAUUAUUUGCCAAAUCUCCUGAGAAAGGUCGAUGAACAAAUUCUGAACUGCCUAACUUGCAAUAUGCUAGUGUCAAGCAAGGAUCACAUUAUAUCGAAACACAUAAGCGGGAAGAAACAUAUAAGCACUAAAAAUAGCUUACAAAUAGAUUGUGACAAUGUACCUGAAUCAAAAGAAGACAUUUUUAAUCUAUAAAAAAAGUCAUAAAGCACCGAUCGGUUGUGUUGAACUGGCUUAUGAAUCCAGUUGCAAGUCUGACGCACACAUAUUAGUGAAGUUACAUAAGAUUGUCUAUUACAAUAUAUAUAUACUUCCUUACUUAUAUAUAUUCUUUAUCAACUUUAUGUAUCAAUAACGCAAAUGUGUGGUCGUAGACUUAUAUGACAUUUCGUCGUAUGCACAAUUCUUUAUGUUAUGUAAUUUAGGUAGUAUUUAAAAGAAAUUUGUAAUCCCACUGCUGGGCACUGUUCAGUUGUGGCAGCUUAGAAUUAUAUACAAUCAUCGUUAAAAUCCUGAUUGCCAUACACACGCUCAGCCCGAACCACUGGGGCUAGCGCCAUGAAAAUUUGCAUACGGGUUCCCUUUAUAUAGUAGGUUAGCAUUGAGGAAUGUUUUUUCAAAAUUGGGUUGUAUGACAAGAAGGCCUUAUUUUUUUUAAGAAAGACGCAAGCGAAUCCGCUUAAGUAUAAAGUUUUUGUAAAAAAACUAAGUUUUUUCACCCUGUAAAAGUGGCUUAAAGUAUAUAAGUACUAAAAUAAUUAUUUAUUUGACGUUAAAAUUAUAGAAGUAAGUUAUCAUUUAAAUGACUGUAUCUAUUUUUUUUUCUAUAAGUAUUAUACACAAUUUAAUUGCUUAAUUAUGUAAAAUAAACCCUAUAUUAUGAAUAUAAGAUUUGAAUCUCAAAUAAGUUACCCGUAUAUGUAAGAUAAUAGCGAAUCCCCUAUAAUCUGAUUGAAGAUUGCCAUUUAAGAAAAAGAAUAUCUAAACUUCGGUCUUUUGUUAAAUGUUGCCAGAGUUGAAAUCAGUCUUAGCGGACUGUCAAAUAAUAUUAAUAGAUAUAUAUCAGCGAAAUCGGAUUUAAAUGCUUAUAUAUGUCGAACGACUAUAAUUAUUAUUAUUAAUAUAUUAUAUAAGGUAAUUAGUAGUACGGUUAAAUUUAAAGUAUUAAGUUUCAAAAACAAAAUGGUGCCUAGCGAAAACCACCGAAUAAAUAAAUGUAUAUAUUUUUUGUUAGAUAAAUUUUAGCCUUAUUUUAAUGUAUAUUUGUAUAUAAUUGAUUUUAAAAUGUAAAAUGUAUGAAAAUGAAUAUAUAAAUAAAAUUGGACCCUAAACCUUACUAAUAAAUAUUGUAAGUCAAUAAUUGCUGUUGAACCUUCAAUUUCGCUAUAUAUAAAAUAAGUAACUAUUACUACGACUACUACUUUUAUUACUACUAUUACUACUACUGCUACGACUACUACUUUUACUACUACUAUUACUACUUCUAUUACUACUACAACUUCUACAACUUCUACUACUACUACUUCUAUUACUACUUCUACUACUACUACUUCUAUUACUACUUCUACUACUACUACUUCUAUUACUACUACAACUUCUACUACUUCUACUACUACUACUUCUAUUACUACUUCUACUAUUACUACUUCUACUACUACUACUUCUGUUACUACUUCUACUACUACUACUUCUAUUACUACUUCUACUACUACUACUUCUAUUACUACUACAACUUCUACUACUUCUACUACUACUACUUCUAUUACUACUUCUACUAUUACUACUUCUACUACUUCUGUUACUACUUCUACUACUACUACUUCUAUUUCUACGACUACUACUACUACUACUACUACUACUGCUAUGUUUUUUAAUAUUCAUAUUAACCUGCGCCUAUUUUAUCUGUUACACUAUAUUGCAACUCAAUAUACUCUCUGUCUGUUAUCAGUAAUGAAAAAAAUUAAUGUAAUGAAGUAAGUUAUUAAAAGGUAGACAGCACAAUGUAUGUAAGUGCUAUAAAAUCUUUUUUAGUAUGGGUUAGUGUCCAAGAACAUAUUUAAUGAUUUCUUUUUUAUCUAAAUUAUUCUGACUGAAAUUAUAUUUUAGAUGUAUUUUACAAGUUUUUAUAACUAAUUUGACGCUACAAGUAUUACUUGUGCAACAUUAUAUAACGAAAUUUUAUCGCUUAAUUUAAUUGUAAUAUUAUAUUUUUGAUGUGUAAACAUCUUCGCUCGGCACACGGUUCUAACUGAGGGUUCGAGCGUCAUAUGCGUCAGCGGGAGAUUCAUUAUUGUGAGUGCGUUAAUGUGUGCGUGAGAUCCGUAUACGCUCACAUGUUUACAGGUCAAUUCUUGUGAGUAUCUUAACACACAAUUUUAUUUUUAAAUAUUUUUUUUUUCAAAAAUCGAAUAUAAAAAUAUUGUUGUUAUUUAUUUUUA
Molecule: messenger RNA, 5291 nt
Organism: Nymphalis io (European peacock)
Lineage: Eukaryota; Metazoa; Arthropoda; Insecta; Lepidoptera; Nymphalidae
Exons: 9
Coding region: 154-3048 (964 amino acids)
Source: RefSeq, a predicted model, not a curated record